Molecule: messenger RNA, 387 nt
Organism: Endocarpon pusillum Z07020
Lineage: Eukaryota; Fungi; Ascomycota; Eurotiomycetes; Verrucariales; Verrucariaceae
Exons: 1
Coding region: 1-387 (128 amino acids)
Source: RefSeq, a predicted model, not a curated record
AUGUUUGAAAACAGGCAGAAGCAAGUCGCUCUGACUGUUGGCUUGAUCAGAGAAUUUGGUAGCCUAGAGACUGCAGAUGAUCCGGCAUGGCUCGCCAACUCAAUGAAGAGUUGCAAAUUCGAGUAUAUGGCAGACAUAUGGCAGGACUAUGAGAAGUAUGUUUUGAAACUUUGCAGUCAGUGGUUCGAAAGCCUUUACAUCCCGAGUGGACCAACGAUCUCAUCAGCAAUGGACCCUCUAGCCAACGAGGUUGCGCCUCCACCGAAGACUAACAGGGAACCAAUAACGUCCGUCAACAAAAAGAGCUCCACUUUGAAGAGAAUCACAGAAAACCUACUUUCUCACCUCCGACGUCUUAGACGUUCUCCUCAGCUCCGGGAAAGUUGA